CGAAAGUGCCACAUUGACUGUUGAAUUUAAAAAGGUUUUGUUGUUAUUGGAUCAAAACAAAAAUAAAAGAAAUAUUUAAGAAAUAAAAUGAAGUAGUUUCAUAAUGAUUUACUAGAAUUCAUAAAAGACCAAAAAAUCAACAAUGUGGGUGGAGGAUUGUCGCUGGCAUUAUGAUUACGUUCGUUUAGCUUGGGAUUCAGGAUUCUCAUUUGAUAAACAGAAACAACCAAAUCCUGAUAAGAAUAAGAUAUGUCUCAUAGACAUAGACAGAGUUGUUAAAGAAAGAGAUGUAGCUACUGUUGAACAGUUUUUAUCCAUCGUGAUAGGAUAUGUAUUGGAUAACGAACAAGCUGAAAUAUUAGACACUAACUUUGUAAAAGUAUUUCGCAUGAGUCAACUGGCAAGUAGAGUACUUACUAUUCUGCAAGAGAUAUUUAGAUAACACAGUGGUUUUGUUAAGAAAGAUGUGGUAAAAGCUAAAGAGCAUAGAUCGACGACUUCCCCUAGAGGAUAAGAAGGGCAAAGUUCAUGAAAAGUUGAAAGAUUUGGUUCGGAUGAAGUUUGAAGAUAUUGGAAUUUCACUUGAUUGGCAAGGCAUUCCAAACAAGUCCUUUGAGAGGGGAUUGGAAAUAAUCAAACACCAAGCAAAUAUGGAUAAAAAGAGAUAUGACAACUACUCAUCAGUCAGAAAAUCUAUUGAAAAAACACUAAAUGUCGGAGGGUGCAAAGAAAAAUUAAAAAAGAAGAAGAAAAUAAGAACACCACUUACAGAUACUCAGAAAAAGUUAUCAACUCUCAUGAGAAUUCGUAGUAGGAAAAAGCCAAGAGAACAACCCCCCGAACCCAAGCCAAUAAAAACAAUAAAACACAAAGAACUCUUCCAAACCGACAGCGAAUCUGACCAUCCGGAAAUCUGCGAAAGCACAAAAAUCAAUCAGUUGCUUCCUUCAAAAACAACCCUGGAGCUGUUACAAAAUACAGACUCCGAAUUGCAAUCCAUAACUUCUUUGGAUGAUAAACCAGGUCCAAUUCGACCAGCAAGUAGCACAGCUGGUGUUGUGGCGAAGAAAAAAGUUGCGUUUAACGUGACUCCUAGUGAUACAGGAAGUGCACAACCUGCAGGAAAGCAUGAGAAAAGUAGUAGUUUGUCAGAUUUUGAUCUCAGCCUUGUGUGAAGUGUAUGGAUAAACAUCAGAUGAUUUCUUGCUUGCGCUCUGUUGCUGAGAAAAAUGGAGACUUUUAUAUUUUUAAUGUUGUAACAAUGCACACAAAAGAGUAUCAGUAUAUGCAAUAUUCAGUUAUUAUGUUUUAACUUAUGUAUCUAUUUAUUUAUAAAGACAUAUCUAUGAACCUCAG
This is a messenger RNA of Acanthoscelides obtectus, 1356 nucleotides long. The record is from the annotation of a GenBank genome assembly. NCBI's taxonomy places the organism in Eukaryota, Metazoa, Arthropoda, Insecta, Coleoptera, Chrysomelidae.